UUUCAGUGGUGACUUACAAGUCAAGUUAAAAUGUCCCCAGAAGUGGCCUUGAACCGAAUUUCUCCAUUGCUCUCCCCAUUCAUAUCUAGCGUGGUCCGGAAUGGAAAAGUGGGACUGGAUGCUACAAACUGUUUAAGGAUAACUGACUUGAAAUCUGGCUGCACAUCAUUGACUCCUGGACCCAAUUGUGACCGAUUUAAACUGCACAUCCCAUAUGCUGGAGAGACUUUAAAAUGGGACAUCAUUUUCAAUGCCCAAUACCCAGAGCUGCCCCCUGAUUUUAUCUUUGGAGAGGAUGCUGAAUUCCUGCCAGACCCUUUGGCUCUGCAGAAUCUUGCCUCCUGGAAUCCUUCCAAUCCUGAAUGCCUCUUGCUGGUGGUGAAGGAACUCGUGCAACAGUAUCACCAGUUUCAAUGUAGCCGCCUCCGGGAGAGCUCCCGCCUCAUGUUUGAAUACCAGACGUUACUGGAAGAGCCACAGUAUGGAGAAAACAUGGAAAUUUAUGCUGGGAAAAAAAACAACUGGACUGGUGAAUUUUCAGCUCGCUUCCUUUUGAAGUUGCCUGUGGAUUUCAGCAAUAUUCCCACAUACCUUCUCAAGGAUGUAAACGAAGACCCUGGAGAAGAUGUAGCUCUCCUUUCUGUCAGUUUUGAGGACACUGAAGCUACCCAAGUGUACCCCAAGCUGUAUUUGUCACCCCGAAUCGAGCACGCGCUUGGAGGCUCCUCGGCGCUUCACAUCCCAGCCUUUCCAGGAGGAGGAUGUCUCAUUGACUACGUGCCUCAAGUGUGCCACCUGCUCACCAACAAGGUGCAGUACGUGAUCCAGGGGUAUCACAAGAGAAGAGAGUACAUCGCCGCCUUCCUCAGUCACUUCGGCACAGGUGUCGUGGAAUAUGAUGCAGAAGGCUUUACAAAACUCACUCUGCUGCUGAUGUGGAAAGAUUUUUGUUUUCUUGUACACAGUGAGUAUACUUUUGCUAUCAGUAUGUCAGCAUACAUCUUAAAAUGUUCUAAGCCGCAUAAACUGUUUUCAGGAGCGUUUCCUGGCCAUCUGAGAAGUCUCUGUAGCAGUUGUGUAGGUGAUCCCAUGUUUGCCAAGUUGUCCUUGCCUCUGGAGGUCGACGUUCUCUGUAAGCCGUCAGCUUUUCAUUGUGCUGAGUGGCAGGAGAGCCAGACAGUGAGGCACAGAAGCCCAGAGUGGAGCCCUACUGGGAAGGGUGCGCCCUGUUUCCGUGGCCCAGUUGGCCGCUGCCAGCAGACACAGAGGAAGCAGCUGCCUGUGGUAACAGUUGCUGCUUGGAAGGGGGAGGACUGGGAUGUGGGGCUCCAGCAGCAAGAGAGAAUCUGUGGCCGUGCGGGCAGCUCCUUCCCGUUGCCUGUAAUUGGUUGGCGGCAUCUCCAAGGACGGGCGAUGAACUUCAGAAGCCUUUUGAGCUUCCCAGAGAACCUGGAAGUCCCAGGAACAAGAGCAAAGGGUCACUCCGCCAUGCCCGAGUCAGAGAGCUGUGGAGACUGUCUUCUCUUGAAGGAGCAUGAGCGGACCUCUGACCAAAGGACACCUAGAUCUGAAGGCAGGGAGCUGGUUUUCCAGGUCCCGCAUGGCGUCCCGUUGAGCUUUGUGGGCCUGGGCAUUUGUGGAAGUGGGCCUCCUGCUCUGCAUCCACUUCAUGCCAGCACCAGGCUGAUGCCGAAGGCACUGGGCCAACGCCGAUGGCACCGGGCUCACAGAUGCUUCUUUUCUAGAGGAACUCGCACACUUAUGUGCUCGGAUUCCUGA
Messenger RNA from Carlito syrichta (Philippine tarsier), 1779 nucleotides. RefSeq names its product BRISC and BRCA1 A complex member 2 (gene BABAM2). NCBI's taxonomy places the organism in Eukaryota, Metazoa, Chordata, Mammalia, Primates, Tarsiidae. Gene Ontology annotation, cellular component: BRISC complex; BRCA1-A complex. The transcript is spliced from 12 exons. Gene Ontology annotation, biological process: double-strand break repair. The record is from RefSeq and is a predicted model, not a curated record. Bases 31 to 1779 code for a protein of 582 amino acids.